Dunckerocampus dactyliophorus (ringed pipefish) is the source of this 1721-nucleotide messenger RNA. It is a transcript of the gene tmem30b, whose product is annotated as transmembrane protein 30B. Gene Ontology annotation, cellular component: Golgi apparatus; endoplasmic reticulum; plasma membrane. The coding region runs from base 118 to 1131 and encodes 337 amino acids. Gene Ontology annotation, biological process: phospholipid translocation. The record is from RefSeq and is a predicted model, not a curated record. The transcript is spliced from 8 exons. NCBI's taxonomy places the organism in Eukaryota, Metazoa, Chordata, Actinopteri, Syngnathiformes, Syngnathidae.
CUUGCGAAAAGCAGGAAGAAGACAGGUAAAGGUGAUCUCUUCCGCACACCUAUAUGUUUUGUUGAGUUCUUUGUAUCACCAUUUCAGUCGACGUACUGUAUGUAACUAAGGACUAAAAUGGUGACGAAUGAGGCGACCAACCGGCCAGACAACACUGCCUUCACCCAGCAGAGGCUUCCAGCCUGGCAGCCCAUGCUCUCUGCUGGCAUCAUCAUCCCUGGCUUUGUCCUCAUCGGCCUGGCUUUCAUAGGCAUCGGCGUGGCUCUCUUCAUCACUUCACGGAGCAUACAAGUGUUGGAGCUUGAUUAUACUGGGGUGGAGCAAAACUCACCAUGCUUCAGGUGUUCAGACCCUGAUGUGAGGGACUGUGUGUGCACACUGGAGUUCUCUAUCAACACCCUGUUUGAGGGGCCUGUGUUCUUUUAUUACGGACUGUCCAACUACUUCCAGAACUACAGAAGAUAUGGUGUCUCCAGAGAUGAUAACCAGCUAUAUGGAGACUUGGACAGCUUCAAGUCUCCAAUUGAUGAAUGCGAACCCUAUAAAUAUAACGGCAACAACCAACCGAUCGUGCCAUGUGGCUCUAUCGCAAACAGCAUGUUUAACGACACAUUCAGGCUGUUUCAGAUCGUGAAUGGCCAACAAAGGCCUGUGCCUUUGGAUGGAAAAGGGAUCGCUUGGUGGACAGACUACAACAUCAAGUUCAGAAACCCCAGUGUCACGCCUCUGAGGAACGCAUUCAACGGCACUGUCAAGCCACCGUUUUGGUCCAGACCGGCUUAUGAGUUGGACACCUCAGACCCUACAAACAACGGCUUCAUCAAUCAAGACUUCCUCGUGUGGAUGCGAAGGGCCGCCCUGCCUGAUUUCCAAAAACUGUACCGUCGAAUCACAGAGGGGGAUUAUGCAGAGGGUCUCCCAGCGGGAACCUACUCUUUGGAAAUUUCUUACAACUACCCUGUGUUGAGCUUCAACGGCAGAAAGAAGGUUGUGUUCAGCAACGUGUCCUGGAUGGGCGGCAAGAAUGAGUUCCUGGGUAUCGCCUACCUGGUGAUUGGCUCGCUGUGUGUUGUCAUGUCAGUGGUCAUGCUCAUCGUCUAUGCCAAAUUCAAGUUCCCAGAGGAGGACUGAGCAUCUUUUAUGGUUGACUGUCAGCAAGUUUUAAUGCACACUACACAUGAGCUGAUUGGGAAUUUGAUGGUGGAGACAUCAAGAUUGCCUCUACAACAUGCAUUAAGGCUGAUUAUGUAUGUGUUUCCUUGGCUUCCAUGUCUUGAGAGCGGAACAACCUAAUUAUGCUGUUACAAAUUUGAGAGAUCAUUGCUCAAAAGCUAAAAAAAAAAUCACAAUGAAAAUAUAUGUUAAGCCUGUUGUGAAUGACAUCUAUGACGUAUCGACUGCUAUGACUUAAAAGACGAAGGCAGAGUGGCUUUGCACACAGGCUGUUUAUUUUUUAAAUCCAUGUAUGCGGCAGGGUUUUGUCUCAGGGUUUAUUUUUGCUGUAUUUUACUUCAUUGAUUUUUACACACUAGGAUACCUCCAUUUUAAAUUAGCAGCACAGGCCAAGAAGUUGGAUUAGCGCAUUAAAAUGUAAAUGCAACUUGUUUUACUCAGUGAAUCUCUUUCCUGGCUUUGCAAGCCUGUUGAACUUUUACCUUUUAAUUUUUGUUCUUCAUUUUACUUAAUGUUCAUAUUUAUGCAAUAAAACGAUGCAAAAACUU